Botrytis byssoidea is the source of this 696-nucleotide messenger RNA. RefSeq lists its product as uncharacterized. Bases 1 to 696 code for a protein of 231 amino acids. The transcript has a single exon. The record is from RefSeq and is a predicted model, not a curated record. Lineage: Eukaryota; Fungi; Ascomycota; Leotiomycetes; Helotiales; Sclerotiniaceae.
AUGGAGCCAUUUGGUCCACGUUAUCCGUGGGGAACUUACGUAACGGAUUAUAUAUGGAGGACGUUCUUGCUGAACAGCUGGCAUGGGGCGUUCCUUGAUAUUGACGCGAUUGAUCUAUACCUAUUCGUAAGACUGUGCUGUAACCUUCGUCUUACAGUAGAAAACCCUCCAAGUCCAGAGGGUAUCGCCGGUAUUACCGCCAUCUUGGAUGACCAAUAUUUAGAAAGACAAGAAAUGAUAUUUCCGCCCCGUGCAGUGUCAUAUUUGAGUCCUUUCAAUCCAAUUUUGGUCCGCGACCUGUUUGAAUUCCUCGGGUAUACAGGAAAUCCAUAUCGGCAAUGGCCUGUAGAUAGAGUCAUCGAAUGGGUCGACACAGUACACGGCGAUGGUCACGAACAGAACGAUCAACUGAUUUAUCUUCGGAACCCCUUAAGUAACUCUAUAGAUCGGUAUUACCGUUCACAUCCACAGGGCCCACCCAGACUCGUAGCUCGAGCUAAUAUUGACUGGCCUCCCAGCAUUCAUAGAUUUAUGGAUAUUCCAGUACCGGUUGUUGUUAAUCUACUAGCUACGCCCGUCCAAAGUGAUGCAGGAUCAAGCGGCCAUCACCGUCAUUCAUCGGGUUCCUCGGGCUCCUGGAGAAGUCAUGGAUAUAACGAAGGACAUGGACACCAGAGGAGAAGACAUCAUCAUUAG